UAAAAAGCCGAGAGAAAAAGCAGAGGAUUGUGAAUAGUUAGCAGCGAGAACGAGAACGCCUGGAUGGGUGGAACUGGGUUUCUUUCCUGGAGAGAAUGACCGAGUAGCGAAGGUAAGCUGAAAUGAUUUGGAUAAAGGGUCACAGCAUCUCUCAGCCACAGGCCAGAUCCCUCCUCCCGAAGCGCCAUCUGCAAACGUAGGUCCGGAUUGAAUCCCACUUUACAGGGAAUCUCUCUUUCUCCUCCCGGUCCUGCUGUGAGAAGAGGACCCCCCCCUUCUCGGACCCCAGACCGUCGAGACGUGGCCCGGGAUGGUCAACUUGAUGGGCGGAGGGCUGCUGUGCUCCGUCUCCGGCUUGGUCCUCCUCAUCGUCGCCACGGCCACGGACUUCUGGAUGCAGUAUCGCUUCUCGGGACACCUCAGCAACCAGGGCCUCUGGAGGUUCUGCGUGGGGGGCAAAUGCCGCCCCCAUACCAUCACCCUCGCCUUCUGGGAUGCGACCCGGGCCUUCAUGCUCCUCUCCAUCCUCUCCUCCUUCGCCGGGAUCCUCCUGGGCCUGACCGCCUUCUCCAGCAGCGCUCGCUCCACCCGGACACGCUCGGCCGGGAUCACACUCUUGAUCGCAGCCCUCUUUGCCUUGCUGGGCGUCUCGGUGUACACCGGGGUCACCGUCCAUUUCUACGGGAAGCGAUACGUCGAGUGGCGUUUCUCCUGGUCCUACAUUCUCGGCUGGAUUGCUGUCAUCCUGACCAUCUCCGCAGGCGUGUUCCAUAUCUGUGCCGUCUCCAGAAAUUCAUCGCCUGAGGACUCUAACGUGGCAAGCGGUUGAUUCCCUGAUCUCCAACCACAGCCUCCAAGUCCUGUCCUCUCCAGGCGUGCGAUCCAUCUUCCUGCGGAUGUCGGGAGUCCCUCGGGCAUCCUGUCGCUUCUUCCCUCGUUUCCCUCCUUCCCAGUGUUUUUCGGGACUCACCAGACACAACUGUGAGAAUCACCACCACCACAUCAGUCAAAGCAAAGAUCAGAAAAGUUCUUUCUUCUUUUUUCCCCCUGGACUACAAUGCCCAGAAUUCUCCAACUGGGAUGGCCCCAAAAGUAACCCUGCUCCCCCGGCUGCCGAGGGCCAAAUUAUAUUUUACAGAGAGCCCACCUUCAGAAGGUAGGAGUCCAAUUCCUCCCCCAGAUACAUGAUUCAGGCAGACCGUUGAGUCUCUGCCAGGAGAGUAGCCAAUGAAGCCCAUGCUUACCAUCCGAGGACCAAUCACAAAACAGGGCAACGAGUAUGCAAAUUACAGGAAAAGUGCCUGCUGGGAAAAUCAGGCAUUUUCAGCACUUAAGGAAUUUCCUUUCUAAGGAUGUGCUGUCUAUAAUGUAUAUUUUGGCUCUCAGUCUCCCAUAUGAAAUUAUAAACCAGUCUCUCUCCCCUCUUUCAGGAGGCAGGAUGGGUUAAAAAUCAAGAUAAUGAGCACAAACAAACAGACAGAAACAAAACAUAAGUAUGGUGCAAAUAUAGUGAUAUUUUUGAACCUCUGUCCUCAAUUUUAUCUCCAGCCCUUUUGCCUCUCUGCAUUUGCCACUUACAAAAGA
Messenger RNA from Pogona vitticeps (central bearded dragon), 1584 nucleotides. The record is from RefSeq and is a predicted model, not a curated record. Lineage: Eukaryota; Metazoa; Chordata; Lepidosauria; Squamata; Agamidae.